Molecule: messenger RNA, 652 nt
Organism: Zychaea mexicana
Lineage: Eukaryota; Fungi; Mucoromycota; Mucoromycetes; Mucorales; Lichtheimiaceae
Exons: 4
Coding region: 11-217 (68 amino acids)
Source: RefSeq, a predicted model, not a curated record
ACACAUAUCCAUGGAAAACGCCAACAUGGUUCAUGCCUGUCACUCGUGUCAAAAGGAAUUGUCUUCCUGUCGCAGCCUACGCGAUCAUCUUAUAAAAGUCCACAAGCUCAACUUUGAAAUCGAACAAAUUUAUCAAAAGCGUGGCAAGAACUUUGUUUCUCGCACACAUACGUUCUUUUUCGAUAUUGAACUAACACUACUUCUAGCCAGAACUUGAGUAUACUCGCCGCUUUGAGUGUUCCAGUUGUCGGGAACUAUUUGGUUGUAUCGAAGAACUGGGAGAACACUUUUGCAAACAUAUCCAACCAAAAAAUCCCAAGAAAAGACCGGUUAAAGAAGGCACAAGUAGCAACAGCAGUAGCAGCAACAGCAGCAAAAAAAAGGUUUCUUUGAACAAGGGCAAAAAGUUGCACACGUUUGACUGCCAGUUAAUUUCAAAAAUAAAUAUACAAAACGGCCCAAAAUUCACAUUGGAGGAUAUGAAAAGACUAUCACCAAUGUACUCGUUUCGAUUCCAAGGCGCACGUUAUCCCGCGAGCGGUGAUGUUGAUGUAGUCGGCUACUGCCGUUCCACCCAUGCAGCCAUUCCAACGCCGCCCAUGAUGUCUCUGGAUGCAGCAGUUAUCAAGCCGGACAAUCACAAAGCCAAAAA